CAUGCGCAGGAGUGGACCCCCCCCCCCCCCAUGUCUCCACCUGCGCUCUUUCUUUCCUCUCAAUGGCCAUUUAGGACACUGGCAGGACCCAGGUUGAAGGAACUGAAAUCCGGAAAAGUUUACAUCCAAAGACCGAUGGAAGAGGCUUGCAACUAGUAAAGUUGGAACGCAGGACAGUGCCACCAAUAUGACGUCAAGAGCGACUGAAAAAUUCUCUGAUGUGAACUGCGAUUGCGCAAAUGCUGCUGGUGGCGUAGUUGAAAUUGAGUAAAGCCAGUAGUGAUUGGGCCAGUGUGUGUGUGUGGGGGGGGGGGGGGUGUCGAAGGAUAAAAGUACUAGUCUCCUAUUGGGUGAUAACCUAAACUAGCAGGCCACCUAAUUGGACGCCGCGAGAGCCAAGUACGCAGGCUCUUUGGGUGUUCCCUUCCUGGAUUGGUGUACCCAAGGCUUUGGUUUUCCGAUUGGCUAAUGUCGCCUGGGCGGGAAUAAUCAGGGAGAUUUGAAUUUGAAGACAGUAGGCCAUAAUAACCUUCUGGAAGUUACCGAGGAGCGCUGGUAUCUUCGUGUUUGUGGAGCUGGUCGUCAACAUGUCCUUUCCUAAGGCGCCCCUGAAACGAUUCAAUGACCCUUCCGGUUGUGCACCAUCACCAGGCGCUUAUGAUGUUAAAACUUCAGAAGUAUUGAAGGGACCAGUAUCCUUUCAGAAAUCACAAAGGUUUAAACAGAAGAAAGCAGAAUCUCAACAAAAUCUUAAUGUUGACAAAGAUACUACCUUGCCUGCUUCAGCAAGAAAAGUUAAGACUUGGGGAUUAAAGAAAGAAUCUCAAAAGAAUGAUAAAGAUUUGAAGACAUUGGAAAAAGAGAUUCGUGUUCUUGUGCAGCAACGUGGUGCUCAGGACAAGCGUAUUCAGGAUCUGGAAGCUGAGUUGGAGAAGAUAGAAGCAACUAAUGCUGCUGUCAGGGAAAAAACAUCUCUUUCUGCAAAUGCUUCACUGGAAAAGCAGCUUAUUGAAUUAACCAGGACUAAUGAGCUACUAAAAUCUAAGUUUUCUGGAGAUAGUAACCAGAAGAAUAUGAGAAUUCUAAGCCUUGAGUUGAUGAAACUUAGAAACAAAAGAGAAACAAAGAUGAGGAGUAUGAUGGCUAAACAAGAAGGCAUGGAGGUGAAGUUGCAGGUCACCCAGAAGAACCUCGAAGAGUCUCAGGGGAAAAUAGCACAACUUGAGGGGAAACUUGUUUCAAUAGAGAAAGAAAAAAUGGAUGAAAAAUCUGAAACAGAAGAACUCUUAGAAUAUAUUGAAGAGAUAAGUUGUGCAUCAGAUCAAGUGGAAAAAUACAAGCUAGAUAUUGCCCAUUUAGAAGAAAAUCUGAAAGAGAAGAAUCAUGAAAUUUUAAGCCUUAAGCAGUCUAUUGAAGAAAAUGUUGCUAUGUUGUCUAAACAAGUAGACGACCUGAAUGCUAAAUGCCAACAGCUUGAAAAAGAAAAAGGAGACCUCAUCAAUAGGGACAGAUGUCGGGAUGAAAAUCUAAAUUCUGAAAUACAAAAUUUAAAAGAAAGGUCUAACCUUGAAAGACAAGAACAUGAAGAGCUACAACAAAAAGUAUUGCAAAUUGAUUCACUUCUGCAACAAGAGAAGGAAUUAUCUUCUAAUCUUCAGCAGAAGCUAUGUUCUUUUCAAGAGGAAAUGAUUAAGGAGAGGAAUCUCUUUGAGGAAGAAUUAAAGCAAGCACUGGAUGAGCUAGAUAACUUACAGCAAAAGGAAGAACAAGCUGAAACCCUGGUCAAGCAGUUGGAAAAGGAAGCAGAAUCUAGAGCUGAAGAACUAAAACUCCUAGAAGAAAAGCUGAAAGGGAAAGAAGCUGAACUGGAGAAAAGUGAUGCUGCUCACACUCAGGCCACCCUGCUUUUGCAGGAAAGGUAUAACAGUACAGUGCAGAACCUGGGAGAUGUUACUGCUCAAUUUGAAAGCUAUAAAACAUUAACAGCAAGUGAGAUAGAAGAUCUUAAGCUGGAGAAUGCAUCACUUCAGGAAAAGGUGGCCAAGGCUGAGAAAAGUACAGAGGAUGUUCAGCAUCAAAUACUGGAAACUGAGAAUGCAAAUCAAGAAUAUGCAAGGAUGCUUCUAGAUCUUCAGACCAAAUCAGCACUUAAAGAAGCAGAAAUUAAAGAAAUCACAGUUUCUUCUCUUAAAAAAAUAACUGAUUUGCAGAACCAGCUCAAGCAACAAGGUGAAGACUUUAAGAAACAACUAGAAGAAGAAGAAACAAGAAAAAUUGAAAAAGAAAACUCAAUGGCAGAAUUAACUGAGGAAAUGAAUAAGUGGCGUCUCCUCUAUGAAGAACUAUAUAAUAAAACUAAACCUUUUCAGCUACAACUGGACGCCUUUGAAGCAGAGAAACAGGCUUUGUUGAAUGAACAUGGUGAAGCUCAGGAACAGCUAAAUAAACUAAGAGAUUCCUAUGCUAAAUUACUGGGUCAUCAGAAUCUAAAGCAAAAAAUCAAACACGUUGUGAAAUUGAAAGAUGAAAACGGCCAACUCAAAUCGGAGGUGUCAAAACUCCGCACUCAGCUUGCUAAAAGAAAACAAAGUGAAGCAAAACUUCAGGAGGAAUUGAAUAAAGUUCUGGGUAUCAAACACUUUGAUCCCUCAAAGGCUUUUCUUCAUGAAAGUAAAGAAAAUUUGGUUCUCAAAACCCCAUUAAAAGAAGGCAAUACAAACUGCUCAUGAGCUAUUAGUGGAGUUUCAAGAAUCACGCAAGUAAACAUCUGAAAAACCUGUUGAAGAUUAUUUCAUGCUUAUUGUUUUUAUUGUCGUUGCUGCUUUUCUUAUUAUUAUAUUUUAAUAAAUACUUUUAAAUAUUGUAUUUAAUAUUAAACUUCUUAUCCUUGCAUGUGUGAAAGGAGGUUCAAACAUUUUUACCAGUAUGUCUCUGACAUUUUCUAUUGUCAGUACUUGUUCCUUAAUGCCUCAUUCUAAAACUUCUGACAAGCUUUCCGGCUUUGCAACUCAUCCCAUCAAAAUAACAUUCUUGUUCUUUUUUUUCUUUUUAGGGCCAUACCCAAAGCAUAUGGAAGC
Phacochoerus africanus (Common warthog) is the source of this 3077-nucleotide messenger RNA. It is a transcript of the gene HMMR, whose product is annotated as hyaluronan mediated motility receptor. Lineage: Eukaryota; Metazoa; Chordata; Mammalia; Artiodactyla; Suidae. Gene Ontology annotation, cellular component: membrane. Gene Ontology annotation, molecular function: hyaluronic acid binding. The record is from RefSeq and is a predicted model, not a curated record.